This is a messenger RNA of Mobula hypostoma (lesser devil ray), 2352 nucleotides long. Its product is annotated as tubulin alpha-1D chain. The coding region runs from base 230 to 1588 and encodes 452 amino acids. The transcript is spliced from 4 exons. Gene Ontology annotation, biological process: mitotic cell cycle; microtubule cytoskeleton organization. Lineage: Eukaryota; Metazoa; Chordata; Chondrichthyes; Myliobatiformes; Myliobatidae. The record is from RefSeq and is a predicted model, not a curated record. Gene Ontology annotation, molecular function: GTP binding; structural constituent of cytoskeleton. Gene Ontology annotation, cellular component: microtubule; cytoplasm.
GUGUUGUGUUGGUGACUGAGUUGGUAACUUGAAUACUGCGCUUCUGGAGAGAGCCAAUUGUGAAAAGUAAUUGUAUGUCUCUGUUGGUUGCUACCAACAAACCUCUCAGCUUCACCUCGCAACCCUUUGUCACUUCACUUCUAUAAAUCCAGGGGAGGAGACAGCCUUCAGUCAGCUGAAGAACUUCUUGGUCGAUUCCUGAAGGUCGGACUGUUGAAGAUCGAUAACCAUGCGUGAAUGUAUCUCCAUCCAUGUUGGCCAGGCUGGUGUCCAGAUGGGCAAUGCCUGCUGGGAGCUGUAUUGCUUGGAGCACGGCAUCCAGCCAGAUGGACAGAUGCCUAGUGACAAGACCAUUGGAGGUGGAGAUGACUCCUUCAACACCUUCUUCAGUGAGACUGGAGCAGGGAAGCAUGUCCCAAGAGCUGUCUUUGUUGAUCUAGAACCAACUGUGAUUGAUGAAGUUCGUACUGGUACCUAUCGUCAGUUGUUCCACCCUGAGCAACUCAUCACGGGCAAGGAAGAUGCUGCUAACAAUUACGCCCGUGGGCACUACACCAUUGGCAAGGAGCUGAUCGAUUUGGUUCUAGACAGACUUCGUAAACUGGCUGAUCAGUGCACAGGACUCCAGGGUUUCCUCAUCUUCCACAGCUUUGGCGGAGGCACUGGUUCUGGUUUCACUUCUCUGCUGAUGGAACGUCUCUCAGUGGAUUACGGCAAGAAGUCCAAAUUGGAGUUCUCCAUCUAUCCAGCUCCACAGAUCUCCACCGCCGUGGUUGAACCCUACAACUCCAUCCUGACCACCCACACCACCCUAGAGCAUUCAGACUGCGCCUUCAUGGUAGAUAAUGAGGCCAUCUAUGACAUCUGCCGGAGAAACCUGGACAUAGAGCGCCCAACCUACACCAAUCUGAAUCGCCUUAUUGGUCAGAUUGUAUCGUCUAUCACAGCCUCUCUUCGCUUUGACGGUGCCCUGAAUGUUGAUCUGACAGAGUUCCAGACCAAUUUAGUCCCGUACCCACGUAUCCACUUCCCUCUGGCCACCUAUGCCCCUGUGAUCUCAGCUGAGAAGGCUUACCAUGAACAACUGUCUGUGGCUGAGAUUACCAAUGCCUGUUUUGAGCCAGCGAACCAGAUGGUGAAGUGUGAUCCUCGCCAUGGCAAGUACAUGGCUUGUUGUCUGCUUUACCGGGGUGACGUGGUGCCAAAAGAUGUCAAUGCUGCCAUCGCCACUAUUAAGACCAAGCGCACCAUCCAGUUUGUUGACUGGUGCCCCACUGGUUUCAAGGUUGGCAUCAACUACCAGCCUCCCACUGUGGUGCCUGGCGGCGACCUGGCCAAGGUGCAGCGUGCAGUCUGUAUGCUGAGCAACACCACCGCCAUUGCCGAAGCCUGGGCUCGCCUUGACCACAAGUUUGACCUGAUGUAUGCCAAGCGCGCCUUUGUGCAUUGGUAUGUGGGGGAGGGGAUGGAGGAGGGGGAGUUCUCUGAGGCCCGAGAAGACAUGGCAGCCUUGGAGAAGGACUAUGAAGAGGUUGGAACUGAGACUAUGGAAGGGGAAGGAGAGGCAGAAGAAGGAGAGGAGUAUUAGCUUAAUGAAUGUAAUCCAAAUGGUGUUAACAUUUGUGAUUAGUAAUCUGAUAUGAUUAAACUUGAGUUUCUAAAGAAAAGGCCUCUGGUCUCCAGCAUUCCCAAGAAAAAUGAAAUGUGAAAAGGAAAAGAAAGUUGACUAAAUCUAUUCUUUCUCAUUACUGCUUGAAUUGUUUUAGUGCAAGCUUCAUAAAUCCCUAUUUUUCUUUAACAACACCAAUUUCUUCAUGAAAUUGAUAUUACCUGGUUUAAUCAAUAAAAAACAAAUUGUAAUUUUAAUAAUUGUCAAUAAAAUAAUACUGCAAACUGUGUGGUUGAUAUGUGUGAUUAUACAUAUGGCAAAUUAACUAAAGAUAAUCCCAUUCUAUUGUGCAACUUGUCUAUUUGAUUUUCUGUUGAGGCAGGUACAGAAAAAUCACUGUUUACUCAUCCAGACUGCAGCUCAUUUGACCCUCAACUCCAUUUAUUUUGAAUAUUCCCUAUACCCUUGUAGUCCCCCGCAUCAAAAGCUUCAAUUGCAUGUUACUGUCCUUCAUAUAAAGAACCUUUCUCCAGUUUCCUCCCACAUUCCAAAGAUGUUUUUAAUCCGAGGUUCUUCUGAAGUCAAGUAUGAGGUACAAAAACUUUUGCUUACAAUCACUUAUUAAGCAUUACAAGAACACAGUCCAACGACGUAUCAGUUGGUUGGUUGUUAUUGUAAAUUGUCCCAUAAGGAGGCAAGGGUUAAGUCGGGGGUUGCUGAGCAGUGUGGCUUGAAGGGCUGCA